Molecule: messenger RNA, 2825 nt
Organism: Drosophila persimilis
Lineage: Eukaryota; Metazoa; Arthropoda; Insecta; Diptera; Drosophilidae
Gene: beat-IIa
Exons: 7
Coding region: 880-2199 (439 amino acids)
Source: RefSeq, a predicted model, not a curated record
CGUUGAAUUUAACGGUCGGUUUGGCAGUGAAAGUGGAAAGAAAGCGGUGCACCGCAUUGAGCUAACGAAUCGUUUUGUGCGCAAAAUUGAAAACAGAAAAAAAACAAAAAAAAGUUAAUACAAAAAAAAAUUAAAGUGAAAUAAUCCUAAAGAUAUAAACAACUUUACCAGGAAUAUAAAUACAAAGAAAAUUGUGCAAGCUGUGACACUCCAAUUAACUAAAUGUAAUCCGCAGUUAAACUAUAAGCAUACAUUAAGUUCGAGUUGGAUUCUUGGGAGUCUUCAAGUUUUCUGCUCACAUCCGGCAACAGCAGCUGGACCCACACACACAGUACUAUCCAGCCAUUUAUGAGAGUGCGAACUGAAAGAAAUUACUCUAGCCAAAUGGAUUUCGUCUAAACGAAUCGCAAAAAAAUAAAGCAAGACCGAUAAUUAAAAGGCGGAAAUCGAAAUGAAUAAACAAUCGAUUGAUUGUCGGCAAAAUGUGCAAAUCCGUGGAGUGCAAAUCAAAAGCAAACUCGAGUGAAAGUGAAAAAUUGAGGCCCCAAGAAAAUUAUUAAUUACCGCAGUGCUUGUUAGCGGAACAUAGCCCAAGAGGCAGACAUUUUGUUUAUGAGCCAAUUUGCCAGCCCCACCCAAGCCCCGUCAAACUGAAGCGAGGAGAGACAUCUACAAUUUGCAUAUUCCACAGCAUCCCACUCCCAGUCGAACCCCACAACCACUACCCCUUAUAUCCGUACAUACACACGUACAGAACAGACAGCGCGGCGUGUGAAGCUGAAGUGUUUAUUAAAUAGUCUUCCCGCAAAUGUUGGGCGUCUUCUGAGCGAAAGACAGUGCCUGCCCCCUCCACCGCCAGCUCACGAGUUACUCCCCAUCAUGUUGGAGCUGCAACUGCGCAAAGAUUUGUCAGCGGACUCGGCCGAUAUCCACAAAAUGAGACACCAGAAGGCAUUGGAUACGGCCCAUAGACAGCACCGCCGGAGACGCGAGCCAAACUACGGGGCCUUCCAGACGCGUCUCUGCCUUGUGCUGCUCGCCGUCCUGCUGUUGAGCAUGGAGCUCGUGGAGUGCGCGCUGCGCAAUGUCAAUUUAAUCAUUGAACCACCGGCGGUGCGACGGGGCCAGCACGUGGUGCUGCGCUGCAUGUACGACCUGGACGGGGCACCGCUCUAUUCGGCGAAGUUCUAUCGCGGUCAAUUGGAGUUUUACCGCUACACGCCCGGUGAAUUUCCCAAUACGAAAGUGUUUCCAUUUCCUGGCAUUCAUGUCGAUGUUACCAGCUCGAAUGCCACCCAGGUGCUCAUACGCAAUGUUGGCUUCGGCCUCUCUGGAAACUUUUCAUGCGAAGUCACCGCCGACGCCCCACUUUUCUCGACAGCUACAGCAGUGGACACCAUGCAAGUUGUCGAGCUGCCCGAGAAGCGUCCCCAGCUGUCCACGGAGCACACGCGCUACGAGCCCGGCGACGUUCUGCGAGCAAACUGCAGCACUCCACCCUCUCGCCCGCGGGCCGAGCUCACGUUCACAAUCAACAACAUGGUGAUAACCAAUGUGGAGACCCAGUACAUACGAACCAUCGAUAAUCUGAUUGCCUCCCGCAUCUCCGUGAAGCUCCAGCUGCAGGGCGUGCACUUCUCCAGCGUCAAUCCGGCCAUCUACAAUGGCGUGUACGGGUUGAACUCUGUCUACGGCCACGGCGCGCCCGUCUACGCACCCAAUCCCAAUCCGGGCGGCCUGCUGCUGCGCUGCUCGGCACAAAUCGGCGACCUGUAUCAGGAGUACAAGGAAAUUGAAUUGGGCACUCCGCAAAAGGAUCCGAUACCGGCACGAGUUACGCUCUCAUCCGACACGAGCCUGACGAGCUUUUUCAGUUCGUAUUUCUCGACAUCGUCCUCCUCGCCCUCGCCCCGACCUAGUCCCAGCGUCUGCGUGGCGCCCCUCGUAAUGGGCGCCCUGGCAGCUCUGAUUAUUAGCUCCCUGCUGGGCCAUGGGCUAAUUGUCGGUGGCCAGAACGAGCACCCGGCUCCCGACACCCGCGAGGAAGCUGCAGCUGCAGCUGCAACGGCACCAGCAGCGGCCACCACAUUGAUGACACAUUCCAAGGAGCAGCCGCGUCCCCUUCUGUCCAGCUGCGGCGCCUCCAAGGCGCACAGGCAGCGUCUGGCCGGGCCAGUAGUACGGACGGGCAAGGCCUAAGCGAGUCCUGUCCGCCAUGGGCAUGGGCAUGGUCAUGUGUUACCGGUUACCAGUUAGUUAAAUCCUUAAGUACGAGUAAUUCAAGAUAUUUUUUAUGCAAGCCUGAGUUGCGUUUGUCGUUCGGUUCGAUGAUCUUCAUUUGAUGACUGCUUUUCAUUCUCAUUUCAUUGCCCCGCACUUUGAGAUGUGGUGUCUACUAGCGAGCUAAAAGAUAACAAAACAAAACAAACCCGAAACCAAAAUCCAAAAACAAACUAGAGUUAAGCGAAAAUUUAUAAACUAGCCUAGUCUUAAAACCCAAACGGCAAGAUAAACCAGAGCAGAGUCUAUAGCCCAUAGAGGAAAGAGCUGGGUGAACUCCACGGCCUGGCCUGGCACUCCUGUUCUGUGGUCCACAGAACAUACACAAUCCGUACAUAAAUGUUUACACGAAACCCAUGGAAAAUCCAAAGAUAACUUAAAGAAAAUCGAGAACCCAAUGAAGAAUACGAAAAUAUGCAGAGUACGUAAAAUUACUGAAUCUACUUUAAAUGUGAAAAAUACAACAGAAACAGAAAUACAUACAUACAUGUACGAACGAAUGAGAAAAAUGGAAUACCAAAAAACAAAGAACAAAGAACAAAGAA